Molecule: messenger RNA, 10874 nt
Organism: Monodelphis domestica (gray short-tailed opossum)
Lineage: Eukaryota; Metazoa; Chordata; Mammalia; Didelphimorphia; Didelphidae
Gene: SLIT2
Product: slit guidance ligand 2
Biological process (GO): negative chemotaxis; retinal ganglion cell axon guidance; negative regulation of cell growth
Molecular function (GO): Roundabout binding; calcium ion binding; heparin binding
Source: RefSeq, a predicted model, not a curated record
GUGGUUAACUUCUCACUCGGUGUUAUUUAUUUGAGAAGUCCCCGGACGUCGGAGGCGGCUGUUGUGGCGGCUGCGGCGGCGACGGCGGCAGCAGCAGCAGCAGCGGCAGCGGCAGCAGUGACAGAGGCAGCAGCGGAGGCGGCGGAGGAGGCAGCCCAGCACCAGACAAACGUGGUCAAAAAGAGAAGGAGGAGAGGAAGGAGGAUGGCUUUGGUGAUGAUGAUGUUGUUCCCGGGCGCAAGAAAAAGCUGCUGCUCUUCCCGGGCAAACCUUGUAUACUGAGAGAGAAAGCGGAAUCUUCAGAGCGGGCCAGCAGGCUUGAUUGAGAAGCAUUUGCCUGGGUUUUUUGUUGUCCUUGUGCUAGACUCGCACGGUGCAGCGCCCAGCUGCAACAGCGAACAACUCCUGCCACAGCAAACCCACCUUUGCCUCUUUGGGGAAUCGGAGACUUGGUCGCCUUGUGUAUGCUGCGUCCUAUUGUUUAGACUUUGGCUGGGGUCUCAGGAACCUGAAGAGCGAGCCCCCUCCCUUUUCCUCCACCCCACCCGUGGACUACCUCCCCUCCCCAAACUCCCUUUCUGGAGGAGGGAAAAGCAGCCUGGAGAGCUGAAGGAAUUGGAACCAGUUGGGCUGCUCCUCAUUGAAACCCCAGAGUCAGGUGCACUGUUGGGAAUUGCGGACAGCUCAUCUUUGUGGGGCUUCUUUCCCGGCAGGUUGUGAGGUGUCCGGGGGGCAAGAUCAAACGGAGGAAAAAGUUCCUGGACUUUAAAAGGACCAUCUUAUUUUUCCCGGGUGACCACAAAGGGGUCCUCUCAGAGGGCCAGGGACCCCUCAUCUGGUUCAACUAGAUUGUUUCUACCUUUCCUAUCAGGUGUCUGUUGCAGAGCUACUGUAUCCGGGAAACAAGAGGGGGGUAACACACACACACACACACACACACACACACACACACACACACACACACACACACGACAUUCAGCUGCUGUCUUUUCCUCUCAAUUCAUUUCAGCUCCGCUUCCUUGUGCACCCCGCAGCUGAGGGUAAUACUGCCACGGAAGACCACAGGAUCACUCUGGCCGAAUGUUUAACCUAAAUAUCUCUACCUCUUGAAAAUCAUCUCCCAAAGUCUGUACUCAUUCCGUCUUGAAGAACAUUUCUUGCUAAACUUGGCUUUCUUAGUCCUCCCCACAAAGAGAGGUGUUAGAGAGCAGGAAAACCAGGAAGUCUAUCUUUGGGAAAUGACUAUCCCUCCUGUUUGAUCACCACCUAACAAUUUUCCCUGCCCCCAGACUGGGUCUUGAAGAGGUUUGGAAGGUUGAUUAGAGAAUUUCUGCUCUUCACAGAAGUGCAUGUGCGUUUUGCAAACCUCCCUCCUCGACUGGUGAGACUGAAAGCACUGCGCCCGGUGGCUGCCUUUGCUCUUGCGGCUGCAGGUUGUGGAAGGAAGAGUGCGUGAACUGAGCUGUGGUUAGCCCAGGAGCCUAACCUUGCCAUCCACGGAUUGCUUGUGUGGUUCUCUGUGGCGGCCACUGGUCGCAAUGCAGUUUCGCAGGAAGCGUGCAGUUGUAGGCAAACGCGGAUUUUGUGGCUGGUAGCUCCGAGGACUCGAGUUUGUUUCUGUGGCGGGGGCAUUUUUUGCCUCCCCCUUACCGUGUUUUAGGUGACCUCCUUCUCCCUUUCCAUCUCACUUCCUCACACCUUACACACACACUCUAAAACACACCGCCAGCAAAGGAUAAGCAGGCAGCCCUUCUGAUUUGCUGGGGUUGAGCGCCUGUGUAUGUGCAGAUAGGACACAGACCCCCACGCAGACAUACACAGACUGGUUCUGCAUCAUCUUUGCCAUCAGAGGAGAACAAGGAGUCUUAGGCUGCUUUUAUCGACAACUUGAUCCUUGGACAAGAGGGGACGCGUAAACCUUCCGACUUAUUACCGGACUCUCACAAACCUUGGUGAUAAGUGAAAUCCUGCACUGUACUGUGUGAUCACCGCAGACCUAAACUUCCCGAAGUCGCGCCCGCCUGGUGGAGGGGUGGAGAUAGCAGGGGUUGGGAGGCGCGUGCGUGUGUUGCGGUGCUUUUAUUAUUAUUAUUAUCAUUACUAUUAUAUUCUUCUUUUUUUUUCUUGUGUGUGGAAACUGCCCUCUGACGACGCUUUGAAUCUGUACCUCCGUUUUUUUUUUUGGUUUUUUUGUUUUUGGAUUAUUCCCUGGGGGCGAGGGUGGGGUUGUGUCUUCCAAGGCUUGUUGGAGGAAGGAGAGACUGGAGGAGGAAGAUGUGUGGCUUCGGCUUUAAGAAGCUGUCCCUGUCGUUGGGAUUAGUGCUGGUAGUUCUGAGUGAGGUGGCACCGCAGUCUUGCCCGGCGCAGUGUUCCUGCUCCGGGAGCACCGUAGACUGUCAUGGGUUGGCGCUGCGCAGCGUGCCGAGGAAUAUCCCUCGAAACACGGAGAGGCUGGAUUUGAAUGGAAAUAACAUAACAAGAAUCACUAAGACGGAUUUUGCUGGCCUUAGACACCUCCGAGUUCUUCAGCUAAUGGAGAAUAAGAUUAGUACUAUUGAAAGAGGAGCAUUUCAGGAUCUUAAAGAACUAGAGAGACUGCGUUUAAACAAAAAUAACCUUCAGCUGUUUCCUGAAUUGCUGUUUCUUGGGACUUCGAAGUUAUACAGACUUGAUCUUAGUGAAAAUCAGAUUCAAGCAAUUCCAAGGAAGGCUUUUCGUGGUGCAGUUGAUAUUAAAAACCUGCAACUGGAUUACAACCAGAUCAGCUGUAUUGAAGAUGGGGCAUUUAGGGCUCUCCGGGACCUGGAAGUGCUCACUCUCAACAAUAACAACAUUACUAGACUAUCAGUGGCAAGUUUCAACCAUAUGCCAAAACUUAGAACUUUUCGACUUCACUCCAACAAUCUCUACUGUGACUGCCAUCUGGCCUGGCUGUCUGAUUGGCUUCGUCAAAGACCUCGGGUUGGCCUCUACACUCAGUGUAUGGGUCCAUCCCACCUGAAAGGUCAUAAUGUAGCUGAAGUUCAGAAACGUGAAUUUGUCUGCAGUGGUCACCAGUCAUUCAUGACUCCAUCUUGCAGUGUGUUACAUUGUCCAGCUGCAUGUACCUGUAGCAACAAUAUUGUAGAUUGUCGUGGAAAAGGGCUUCCUGAGAUACCCACUAAUCUACCAGAAACUAUCACUGAAAUACGUUUAGAACAAAAUUCAAUCAAGGUCAUCCCUCCUGGAGCUUUCUCAUCAUAUAAAAAGCUUCGAAGAAUUGACCUGAGCAAUAAUCAAAUCUCAGAAAUUGCACCAGAUGCUUUCCAUGGCCUGCGGUCACUGAACUCACUUGUCCUCUAUGGAAAUAAAAUUACAGAACUUCCAAAAAGCCUGUUCGAAGGACUAUUUUCCUUACAGCUUCUACUAUUGAAUGCUAACAAGAUAAACUGCCUCCGAGUAGAUGCUUUUCAAGAUCUCCACAACCUGAACCUUCUCUCCUUGUAUGACAACAAACUACAGACCAUUGCCAAGGGCACCUUUUCACCCCUGCGUGCUAUUCAGACUUUGCAUUUGGCUCAGAACCCAUUUAUUUGUGACUGCCAUCUGAAGUGGCUAGCGGAUUAUCUUCAUACAAACCCUAUUGAGACCAGUGGUGCCCGAUGCACCAGCCCCCGUCGGCUGGCAAACAAAAGGAUCGGCCAGAUCAAAAGCAAGAAAUUCCGGUGUUCAGCUAAAGAACAGUAUUUCAUUCCAGGCACAGAAGAUUAUCGAUCAAAAUUAAGCGGAGACUGCUUUGCAGAUUUGGCUUGCCCCGAAAAGUGUCGCUGUGAAGGAACUACAGUUGAUUGCUCCAAUCAGAAACUCAACAAGAUUCCAGAUCACAUUCCUCAGUACACUGCAGAACUCCGUCUCAAUAACAAUGAAUUCACUGUGUUGGAAGCUACAGGAAUUUUUAAGAAGCUCCCUCAGCUACGUAAAAUAAACUUCAGCAACAAUAAGAUCACAGACAUUGAAGAAGGAGCAUUUGAAGGAGCCUCUGGUGUAAAUGAAAUUCUUCUCACUAGUAAUCGACUGGAAAAUGUUCGCCAUAAGAUGUUCAAGGGAUUAGAAAGCCUGAAAACUCUGAUGUUGAGAAGUAAUCGUAUAACCUGUGUAGGAAAUGAUAGUUUUAUAGGACUCAGUUCUGUACGUUUGCUUUCAUUGUAUGACAAUCAAAUUACAACAAUUGCUCCAGGAGCGUUUGAUACCCUCCAUUCCUUAUCCACAUUAAACCUCUUGGCCAAUCCUUUUAACUGUAACUGCUACUUGGCUUGGUUGGGAGAUUGGCUUAGGAAGAAACGCAUUGUAACAGGAAAUCCUCGAUGCCAGAAACCUUACUUCCUAAAAGAAAUUCCCAUCCAGGAUGUUGCUAUUCAGGAUUUUACUUGUGAUGACGGAAAUGAUGACAACAGUUGUUCUCCACUAUCCCGCUGCCCAGCAGAAUGUACCUGCCUUGAUACAGUUGUCCGAUGUAGUAACAAGGGCCUGAAAGCCUUGCCAAAAGGGAUCCCCAAAGAUGUCACUGAACUGUAUUUGGAUGGGAACCAGUUUACCCUAGUUCCCAAGGAACUUUCUAACUACAAACAUUUAACACUUAUAGAUCUAAGUAACAACCGAAUCAGCACACUUUCUAACCAGAGUUUCAGCAACAUGACACAGCUACUGACCUUAAUUCUUAGUUACAAUCGUCUCCGAUGUAUACCUGCCCGGACCUUUGAUGGGUUGAAGUCUCUUCGUUUACUGUCUUUACAUGGAAAUGACAUUUCUGUUGUACCUGAAGGAGCUUUCAAUGAUCUGUCCUCCUUAUCACAUCUAGCCAUUGGUGCCAACCCUCUCUACUGUGACUGUAACAUGCAGUGGUUAUCGGAUUGGGUCAAAUCAGAAUAUAAAGAACCUGGAAUUGCUCGAUGUGCUGGUCCUGGGGAAAUGGCAGACAAACUACUGCUCACAACACCAUCCAAAAAAUUUACUUGCCAAGGUCCUGUGGAUGUUAACAUACUUGCUAAAUGUAGUCCAUGCUUAUCGAAUCCUUGUAAAAAUGACGGCACCUGUAAUAGUGAUCCUGUUGACUUCUAUCGAUGCACUUGCCCAUAUGGUUUCAAGGGCCAGGAUUGUGAUGUUCCGAUCCACUCUUGCAUCAGUAACCCAUGCAAACAUGGUGGAACUUGUCACUUAAAAGAAGGAGAAAAGGAUGGAUUCUGGUGUACUUGUGCUGAUGGAUUUGAAGGAGAAAAUUGUGAAGUGAAUGUUGAUGAUUGUGAAGACAAUGACUGUGAAAAUAAUUCCACCUGUGUUGAUGGAAUUAACAACUACACAUGCCUUUGCCCACCUGAAUACACAGCUGCUAAUCUGAAUGAGGUGGAAAAAGGUGAGUUGUGUGAGGAGAAACUUGAUUUUUGUGCCCAGGACCUUAACCCCUGCCAACAUGACUCAAAGUGCAUCCUGACACCAAAAGGAUACAAAUGCGAUUGUACCCCUGGAUAUGUAGGUGAGCAUUGUGAUAUUGACUAUGAUGACUGCCAGGACAACAAGUGUAAGAAUGGAGCCCAUUGUACAGAUGCAGUGAAUGGCUAUACUUGCAUUUGCCCAGAAGGUUACAGUGGCUUAUUUUGUGAGUUUUCUCCACCAAUGGUUCUACCUCGGACCAGUCCUUGCGAUAAUUUUGAGUGUCAGAAUGGAGCCCAGUGCAUCAUAAAAAUAAAUGAGCCAAUAUGUCAGUGCUUGUCUGGCUACCAGGGUGAAAAGUGUGAAAAGUUGGUCAGUGUCAAUUUUGUCAACAAGGAAUCUUAUCUUCAAAUACCUUCAGCCAAGGUUCAACCUCAGACAAACAUCACUCUACAGAUUGCCACAGAUGAGGACAGUGGAAUUCUUCUGUAUAAAGGUGACAAAGACCAUAUAGCAGUGGAGCUGUAUCGUGGGCGAGUGCGGGCCAGCUACGACACAGGAUCUUAUCCGGCAUCUGCCAUUUACAGUGUGGAGACAAUUAAUGAUGGCAACUUUCACAUAGUGGAAUUGAUUGCAAUGGGUCAGAGUCUGUCACUUUCCAUUGAUGGUGGAAGCCCCAAAACCAUUACCAACUUAUCAAAGCAAUCCACUCUGAAUUUCGACUCCCCGCUUUAUGUAGGAGGAAUGCCUGGAAAGAACAACAUUGCAGCUCUUCGCCAAGCUCCAGGACAGAAUGGCACCAGUUUCCACGGCUGCAUUCGCCAUCUGUACAUCAACAGUGAACUUCAAGACUUCAGAAAAGUGCCCAUGCAGACAGGCAUUCUGCCUGGUUGUGAGCCAUGCCAUAAAAAGGUGUGUGCCCAUGGAACAUGCCAGGCAUCAAGCCAGUCAGGUUUCACCUGUGAUUGUGAGGAAGGAUGGAUGGGACCACUGUGUGACCAGCGGACCAAUGACCCUUGUCUUGGAAAUAAAUGCAUGCAUGGAACCUGCUUGCCAAUCAAUGCAUUUUCCUAUAGUUGCAAGUGUCUGGAAGGUCAUGGAGGUGUCUUAUGUGAUGAGGAGGAAGAACUAUUUAACCCCUGCCAGUCCAUUAGAUGUAAACAUGGAAAAUGCCGACUUUCUGGUCUCAAACAGGCCUAUUGUGAAUGCAAUAGUGGAUACACUGGGGAGAGCUGUGACCGAGAAGUCUCUUGUCGAGGGGAACGCAUCAGAGAUUACUAUCAAAAGCAGCAAGGCUAUGCUGCCUGCCAGACAACCAAAAAGGUAUCCCGACUAGAAUGUAAAGGCAGCUGUGCAAGUGGCCAGUGCUGUGGACCUCUGAGGAGCAAGAGACGGAAAUACUCUUUUGAAUGCACUGAUGGGUCGUCCUUUGUGGACGAGGUUGAAAAAGUGGUGAAAUGUGGCUGUACGAGGUGCCCUUCCUAAACAUGUCCCUGGCACCUUUGUCUUUGAAAAUGUUGUAUACUUAUUGACCAUGUCGGACUAAUUAAUGCUUCAUAGUGGAAAUAUUUGAAAUAUAUUGUAAAAUACAGAACAGACUUAUUUUUAUUAUGAGAAUAAAGACUUUUUUUCUGCAUUUGCAAAAGAUUGAAGUGCUUGAACUAAGACUUCUCCUAGGCCAGAGGAGCUUGAAGAAAGACAAUAUACAAAGAGCAUUACAGCAGUGAAGGGAAGAAGUAUAACUGCUUUUAACACGGAUUCUUCUUUAUAACAUGCUGAAGACAAAUGGAUGCAAUACCAAGAGACGUUCCGCCUACAGAACAUUGACGAAAAAUUGACCUGAACAAAAGGCCUAUUAUAUGUGCACUCAUUCAUAUCAGUACAUAUCACUUGUUCCAUUAGAGCAUACCAAGUGCACGCACACAUAAACAUGCACACAUGACAAAUAUAUGCACACACAUAUGAAUGAGGAUGCGAGUUGGGCGAAUGGGAAUCCAGAGUAUACCGAUAAGAAGAGUGUUUUGGGCAUAAUUUGAAAAUAUCCUGGAGAGUUCAGUUCCAGUAAUGGAAAAAAGAUUUGGUGUAAAACAUGAGAGGAAUGAGAUCUCUAAAAAUAUUCUCAAAAUAUAUUCUUAACGUCAAGCAUGUUAGCAAAAGAAGCACACUGAAGUGUUCAUCUACCUUUUUCCAGUAUUAAUUUUGUAAUAUAAAUGUUAAAGGGGACACAGAACCAAUAGAUUAUUGAUGGAUAAAUUAGUAAUAUGAUUAUUUUUUGUUUCUGAGUUUAAACAGCCCUAUACAGUAUUCAGUUUCAUUGAGAAAUAUUUAUUAUAUCAAAGUACUUUGUACUUAACAUUUUUAGGCCAUCCCUUUUACUGUUUUUCAAUGGUUUAAUAUAUUUUAAUUUAUAUUUGUCCUGAUAUUUUUGUAUUUUGGAUUUUUUAAAGAAUUAAAAUCAGGAUUUAUCAUUAUUAUUAUUAUUAUUAUUGCAAUAGGACUAACAUAGCCUGUUGUCUUGGGGGUAAAUAUUUUUGGUCUGCUUGUUUUUCUUAGUAUCUGCCCUCUGGUGUCACUAAAAGAACCUAAAAUCAAAAGUGACCAUUUCAUUCUUUGGUUAUGAAUACUGUCAUCAUUCAGGACACCUCCCAAGAACCUGUAAAAGUAUGAGAAGAAAAUUUCAUCAUUUUAGACAGCAACUGUAAAGAAAGGAAUGUUCCCGGCACAUAUACAUCCCCACAAAAAGACAGUAUAUAGAAAAAUGAUGCUAGAAAAUAGACCUUUUUUACAAAUUAAUAUUUCCUCAGAGAUCUUUACCCUUAAAAAGCUGUAAUGUCAAGAACUGUGACUUUUUUCCCAAAUAAUAAAACUACUUUAUUACCCUGUUCCCUAUGUUAACAUGUUUGCUGCUAAAUGACAACAUAGAAUUGGUAAUGAUUUAUAGUGGGUUGUGCUCUUCUUUCUUUAAAAUCCCAGGGUACCCUGUAAAAAUGCAGAUGUUUCUUUCCAUUUUUUUAAAACAAGAAAAUUAGAUGUACAUGUAUAAUGCAGUGUGCUUUGUCUUAUCUGGACUAAUAUCAGUAAUGCUACUGAUGUUUGUAAAUUAAACAAAUAUUUACUUCAUUAACAGCUUGAUGGCAUUCUUAGAAACUGGGCAAUUUUUAGGGGAACUCUCCAUAUUUAGCUGUUAAUCAAAGUUGCGUGGUGGGAGGAGGGGUGGAAGAAAACAUGUGCCUUUUUAUUACAUUCUUAACAUGAUACUGCAUCACAGACCUGGGAAAGGCCACAGGGAAACAGUGUUAAAUAAGAAGGCACUGCUUUUUGUAAACAAAUUCUUAUGUGAAGUUAUUCCAUGGGGCAUUUUCAGGUGAAUUCUGUCUGAGCCAAAUAUGUUUCUCUGCAUUCUCACCCUCAAUUAGAUUUAGGCAGGAAAGGCAUGCAUUGGAAGGUGAAAAGAGCAUGUCUGUGAAACACAACAUGUUGUUUGAAUGCAGACUAUUCUAGGUGCAUCUUGGUGUGACCUUGGGAAGUCACAACUUUUCUGGGCUACAGUAAUGCAAGAGAUUUGGACAACAUAAACAUAGGUGAUCCCAGUAUUUUCUAUUCCAUAAACCCUUUUCGACAACAACAAAUAUAUGUUGUGAAUGCCCAGGGUAAUUUACUAUACUACUCAUAAGCAAUUAUUUAAUGCUUCAGGCACAGUUAAAGAAUUUUUUUUAUUGUGAACCAUUAUUGAAUCCUAUAGGAGUUUGAGAUUCACUAAAAGGGAGUCAUUGAAUUAGGUCAUCUCAAAAGGCCCUUUCAACCCUAAAUACUAGUGUCUGACUUAUGAUAUAAGAAAUGAAAAACAAAUACAUACAUCUUCCUUAUUUUAUCUAUACUUCUGCAGUAUGCCAUUUAGAAUGGGUUGGUUCCAAUGGAUAAUCCUCAUCCUCUCGGACAAAGUCUUUAUUGUACCUUCAUUUACUUGUUUGUACUUUGUAGUCAUUGAAGUCUUGUCUCUUGGGUGCAAUGUUGAGUGAUGUUUAUUAUUGAACCAAAAUGUUUAUGAAGGUAAAGCAAUAUUUACUUUAGAUUUAUGUUUGCUAUUUUUCUUGGACCCAUGUUUAUUUUUUUUUUAAUAUAUGAAUGUGAAAAGCGAUUACCUUAAGGACUAGUGAAGAUGAAACAUCAAACAGCGAAAGGACUCUGGUUUUAGAACAAUGUGAAACCUUUUCUAUUGAUCAAAAUGGAGAUGUGGUAUAUGCUAAGUGGUGUUAUUGCAAGGGGAUUCCUUUGGGACACCACAAGGAGUUCACUUGAUGUCAUAGAUUUUGUUGUUGUUGUUGUUUAAGGAAAAUGCCGACUUUGAACCCAAAGUGGAGUCUGAGUAGCUUUUAGAUUGUAUUUUUCUCCUCUUUGCUGCUGAAUGUGCAAAAUAAACAAAAGCGCAGCCACUAUUGAACUUGGGAUUGAUUAAAUGGCUCAUAGGCCAUUAUUUGCUUGAACACAAGCUCCUUUGGGCAAGUGGGCCUCACUUCAAGAAAACCCUAUGUGCAAAACUUUGACUUCACCAAAUGACUAAAUUGAGAGGCGAUUAUUCAUUUCAUAAAGUGUUUCAAUAUAUGUGAGGUUCACUUCAGAAUGUCUCUUCAAUAGACCAUUCUUCUAGUGAAAUUUAAACAUAAUCUGAUGUACCUUCCCCUCCCCAGAGGACUUGGGUUUGAAUCCUGAUACUGCUGCUUCCUACCUGUUUGACCUUGGGCAGGUAACUUUACCUCUUUGGGCCUCUGGUUCAAAAAAAUGGUUAGAUAAUAGAUGUUGGAUAAAAUGAACUCUCAGGUGUUAUCUAGCGUUAAAUCUAAUUAACCCAAGUUGAUAUUAAUCCAUUAAUCACUACUUUAGGGGAUGAAUCAUUUAACUAUUUCUGAAUGAAUCUAACAAUUAUGUCAUCUAGCUAACAGAAAUUUCUUCAACUUGCAACUCAAAAGUCUUUAGUAAACACCUAAGGUACUAGGUGUUGAAGAUACAAAAACAAAAGCAGCCCUUCUCCUCAAAGAGCUUUCCAUUCUUUGAGGCAGAGAAGCAAAAUUGGGGAAGGGUAGCAUGAGAUAUUUUGUCAAGUGUUUUUCUGAAAUCCAAAUAUAAUGUAUACAUGGAAUUCCUCUGAAUUGCCAGUUUCUUUUUUUUUUUGUUAAAAUGGGAAUCAAUUUUGUCUAGAAUAAUCUGUUCUUCCUAAAACCACUUUGACUCUUAGUGAUUAGUGUUUCCCUAAGGAAUCAAAUACCAGUCAUUUAAAUAAUAUAUUGCAAAUUUUGCCAGGAAUUGAAGUCAAGCUAGUCAAACUUUGGAUUACAGUGUGAAGAAUCUACCCUCUCCCCCUUUUAUAAAAUCAGAACAUUGUCUCUACUGUGUGGCAGUGUUCUGUGUUCUCUAUAGGUUUUCAAGGAUUGCCAAUUUCACCUCAACAAUAAAGGUGUGUGUUUGUGUUA